Molecule: messenger RNA, 678 nt
Organism: Leptosomus discolor (cuckoo roller)
Lineage: Eukaryota; Metazoa; Chordata; Aves; Leptosomiformes; Leptosomidae
Source: RefSeq, a predicted model, not a curated record
GACACCGGCCGCAUCUGCCGCUUCGUGGAGAAGCCACGCGUCUUUGUGUCCAACAAGAUCAAUGCUGGGCUCUACAUUUUCAGCCCUGGCAUCCUGCAACGCAUCCAGCUGCGCCCCACCUCCAUCGAGAAGGAGAUCUUCCCAGCCAUGGCACAGGAAGGGCAGCUGUACGCCAUGGAGCUGCAGGGCUUCUGGAUGGACAUCGGGCAGCCGAAAGACUUCCUCACAGGCAUGUGCAUGUACCUGCAGGCGCUGCGGGCUCAGCACCCUGAGAAGCUGCACUCGGGGCCUGGUGUCGUAGGGAACGUGCUGGUGGACCCCAGCGCCAAGAUUGGGGCAAACUGUGUCAUUGGCCCCAACGUGACGAUCGGGGCUGGCGUGGUGGUGGAGGACGGGGUGCGCAUCAAACGCUGCACCGUGCUGAAGGGGGCCUGCAUCCGCUCCCACUCCUGGCUGGACUCCUGCAUCGUGGGCUGGAGCUGCUCUGUGGGGCAGUGGGUGCGUAUGGAGAAUGUGACAGUGCUGGGCGAGGACGUCAUUGUCAACGAUGAGCUCUACCUCAACGGGGCCAACGUGCUGCCACACAAGUCCAUCGCUGAGUCCGUGCCAGAGCCACGCAUCAUCAUGUAGCAGCCCCUGCACUCCUGGCUCUGCUUGGAUUAAAUAUUUGUAUUUCCA